CGUCAUAGCCAUUAGAAUUAGAUAUCGGGGUACGUGCUCGUGCAAUGUCUGUGUUCGGCUUCGGUUAUGAGCAGUGUAGAACGGCUACGGCGUUACCGGCCUGUUGUCGUUGUGCGUUAUUGUGAGUUGUUGGGCCGAUUGCCCAAAAUUAAUAUAGUAAUAAUUUAAUUUUUUUUCGCGGCGUGUUUUUUUCGCCUUUUGCCGCCAUUGGUGUUAUUCUUGUUGUUAAUUUUUUGUUCCUCAUGAUGAUGAUGUUGUUGUUCGGCGUGUGAUUUAUUUCGCGCUGCGGCGAGAAUCGUUCGUCGGCCGGCACCACGAUUCGAGGUUUUUUUCGCUUUGCGAAAAGGUUUUUCAAUUUUAAUAUCGGUAAUUAAUUUUGUCCAAUUGUAAUAUUAUUAUCAUGUGUCGUCUAGUACGAGAUUAUCGCGAAUUUUCGCCUCGAAAGUGACGCGGUUUUUUGUCGGUAUUCGAUCGAUCAUCGGUGUCGAUCGCAGCAUCACCAUCGUAAAUCAAAUUCACGCUGCGAUCGAUCACGUUGCUGCUUGCUGUGGAUUGGACGAAGCCCAUCUCUGGUAGGUUGGCAUUUAGCACGACGAAGAAGCCCGGAUCCAGCUCUGUAGUACAGAUCGCCUGUUUCGUACGUAAGUUGCAACAUACACAGCGCAAUAAUGAUGGAAAAAAUACCAAUUACGCCGGAAAGUGAGCUGCAGCAUUAUACGCCUCAUCUGAAAAAGGUGCUGAAGACGUACCAGAAGAGCGCCAUCAAGAGUCUGCAAGGUCCCAGCACCGUAUUGGCGACCGAUGCGGUAUCGACGACGAUGAAAAAGGAGCCGGCUUCCGAGUCGUCUCCGGAGUUACCACUAGAGACGCCUCCGCCGCCGCCGGUUCCUCAAGUUCCUAUCCUUUCGACGGCCGAUCAAAGCGCCGAGCUUUCGGAGACGCUCAUCGAAGGGUAUCGAAUAUCGUGCUUUAUCAUCGGAGGCGAGAAACGUAUCUGUUUCGUUCAGCUGCUGAGCACGGUGCUGAGGAACGUUCAAGCUUACACCAUCAACAACGUAUGCACCGAGUUGUUCAUCAAUUUCUCAUCGUGUAACUCGGAGCAGCUCCUGGCUCUGAAAGCUAAAGGUCUGCUGCCGGCUGAAACUCCUACCUGUGGCCUGGUCACAAAGCCGGAUGCCGAAAGAUUAUGCAGCGUUCUGCUGCACGAAGGAGGCGCAGCUCCGGAAGGUCUGGACAAGCAUAGUCAGUCUUCGUUCUACGUCUAUCACGAGUGCUUUUCCGGCGCCAAAGGCGUACUGUAUUACGAAUUUUACAACGAACAGAAUUGGUGCGUGCAGUGCGUAGUAUGUCGACGGCUAUUCACACCUCAGAUGUUCGUAUGUCACAGUUGUUACAUGGAUAAGAAACGUAAUUCCAUUCAUACGUACAUCGAGACGGGCAUUUGUCACUGGGGCUUCGAUUCCACCAACUGGAGGCUUUACAUUCACGUGCUCGAAACGCAACCGGAGUACGAGAAAUUCACCGAAGUGUUGGAGAAUUUCAAGAAACACCAUGUCAAGUCCGAUCUGAUCAGGCUGAAAAGAAAACAGGUUACCCCUCCGGAAAUAUGCGAGCCGGUGAAACCCGCCGUGAAAUCGGUGAUCGAAGAAACCAUACCACCGAAAGUCGAAGACGAAGAAGAAGAAGAAAGAUGGUACCUCAAAAAGAAAGCAAAAGUUGUCACAGCGGUGGAUGACGGCUCAGCUGUGACUUGCGCAACCAUACCGUCGUAUUACGGCUCCUUUCAUACGUAUUACUCGAAUCUGUGCGAUAAUUGGGUGCGUAAUGCGGCCGCACACGCUGGUUACCAUCAUCCCACGACGUGGCCGAAUUAUCCUCCUUUACCAUUUACCAAAGACUCGAAAUCUUAUUACUUUACCGAAUCGGUGCCGGCAUUUCUGACACAAGGCCCGCCAGUAUUACUACACCCUGAAAGGGUGGUAUCUCUGUCACAGAGUGAACAAUUCGAACGUUCUUUUCAACCUAACGUUGCUUUAGCACCACCAGCUAAACCAACGACAGCAGAAGGCAUGACCUAUAGCAAGUUGAAAAGAGGAGUUAUAAGGGUGAAAAGUGACCUCCACAGUCCAUCACCUUCGACGGAUGCAGAACCACCUCCUCCGCCAGCAGCUACCCUUUACUAUAAGAAUGAACAAGACGAAGAUACCAAACCUAGACCUAUAUCGCCUACAGUUCCAACGUUACCACCGGCCUCAUCGCCUAGAAAUUCGCCUUUACCAGAACCUGCGCCGGAUAAUGGAGUGAAUAGCGUCGUAGAUCAAGUAGCAGCUGUGUUAGAUGCUCUCAGUGAUGCCGAAGAUGCGGUUCGGCAAAGAGUGAUAAAUUUAGUAGACCGGUUAACAUUUAGGAUCGAUAAAUGCGAAAACGAGAGACAGAAGUAUCAAGAUGAAAUGUUGCAGCUUAGAACACGACUAGCGCAAGUUCAAGAAGAAAACGUGCAACUAUUUUACGAAAAUAAUCAAUUAAGGCAGCAGUUAGAAAUUAAGGUCGAAGAAGACGAACAAACUACUAUUGUUACAUCACUGAGCGUCUCAACAGUCACGACGCCGGCAUCAAAUACAUCGCCUGGUGGCGGAACCGUAUUAAAUAACGCUUCCUAUCCGUAUUCGAACCGGAGUACUCCCGGGAUUUCUUCGAAACAACCACAUUGCAGUCCUGUCUCCGUGAUAACAUCGCCUCCACCGCUAUCCUCCAUUAAAUCGGAAUCGUCUGCUUGAAAAAUCAUUAUUUUCUUAUCGCCCAAGUCACACACACGGAUUGAUCUCAACCAUGAGGCGUUAGUGUUGAUGAACGUUUCAUCUCGACCAUAUUUUUGUUCUCUUAUGUUUUUAAUUUUUCUCUACUCUUUUAAAAGACCGACUAAUCAUACGGAGAGUAUCUCCACUAUUACGUAUAGUUUCGUUGUUGUUGUUUACUUCGUACCUAUUUAAUUUUUUUCUUACCUUUUUUUUUUGUCUUGUAAUCACCUACUACGCGUAUUUUAAUAGCGCUGUGUGCCUGUUGGGGUUUGUUUUGGUUUAAAACCGUAUGACUCGAGUGGGUAAUGUGGGAGAUUUUGUGAUAUAGGAAUUUUUUUUUUGCUUGGUGGUCGAAGUGAAGUGUCGCGUGUAGGAAUAGGCUAAUAUCGAAUUCAUCAGCUCUUUGCAGUGUACAGAUGGCAUUGAAAAUGCUUAAUUAUUUCGGUGGUCUGAGGAGGAAUUAUUGAUUCGAGGCGUAAAUUUUAUAAGUAUUGACGCGUAGAGCCAUAGUCCUUUUAUAAAUUUUGUGUUCCCGUUGUGUAAUUUUGUGGUUGUAAACUACUAGCAUGCUUUUUAUUACUCUUUUUGUUCGUGUUUUACUGUAACGAAGAGGGAAAAUGUGCAAAGAAUGUGCGAAACCGAUCGUUGAAAGUGUAAUUUUAUACCGGAACCCCCCUUUCAUUUAAACGUAGUUACCAUUUAUCUCAUUUUACUAUCGCUGUGUCCGUAGUUUGUCGACGUUUUAGAGGCAAAAAAUACUCGUAGUUGCUCGGAUACGUUAAAACGUCGCAAUCUAGAAUUUUAUCGCUUAGCAGUGUAUCGAGUUGAAAAAAACUAGGGCCCUAUCUCCUUCGAAAGGUAUUUUGUCAAAUUGUUCCAAAAUUUUCGUAUUUGCUCACUCGUGCUCUUUUUAUAAGAAUCUUAUUUCGUAGCUCGACAGAACCUGAGAUUCGUUUUUGAGUACUUAUUGUAAACUUGUGUCAUGAUCUCUUUUAAUUUUUUGUGUUUUUUUUUUGUUUUGCUGAUCUCAUAAUUUCAUUCUUAGUGCCAUCAGUCUACGGAAAUUUCAAGGAGUGGCUGAAUAGUACGGCGGGGAGAGGAUUCAAAAAUGUGGGAGGUAACUCUAUAGUCCCCUUACUGUGAUAAAAUUUAAAAUUAUUUAUUUAUUUUUUGCUCGGGAGCAUUUUUCCUGUAGCUCGAAUCUGCUUCAUAGUAUGAAUCACUCUGAAAAUUCACAUUUGCAAAAUCGAGUAGCAUUUUUUUAAUCCUUAGAGUGAAAAUUUGCGUUCUAGAGGAAUAUUUUAUUUAUUUUUUGACUGGGAGUAUUUUUGAUGUUGCUCGAAUCUGCUUAAUAUUGCGAAUAGUGUUGAAAAUUCAUAUUUGUGAGCAGAAUUGAGCAGUUUUUUUUUCAUCCCUGGUGUGAAAAUUCAUUUUCUGGAAUUAUAUUUAUUGCUCGGGAGCAUUUUUGUUGCUCGAAUCUAUCUAAUAUUGUGAAUUGUAUUGAGAAUUCACAUUCACAAGCAAAAUCGAGCAGCUUUUUUUUCAUCCCUGGUGUGAAAAUUCAUGUUCUGGAGUAGUACUGGAAUGGCUGUUCGAGCCUUUUUGACUUUCCAUCGUAUUGUAUACUAUCGUUCUGUUUCGAGCUAUAUAAUUUUCUUCAACGUUUGAGUCUUCCAUUCAGCUCAUCAUCUGUCAGUAAAUUGAAAUAAUCUUGUGGUCACUUUCAACGAUCGUUUUCUUUUCUUAUCCACUUUAAGAGAUGUAAUUUUUAUGUUACCAAAUAAUUUUUUAAAUGUUCCAUGUAAAUAAUGUACAAAGAACUGGAAUUUCUAUACGAACAACGACCCUCCUUCCCCUCUAAAAAAUUAUUUUUUGAAGAAUUAAUCAACCUUUACAUUCCUUACAUUAUAAGGGACGACAAAAAAAAUCCUACGUUGGGCAGAUUUUGAAAUCCUAUCGCGUUGUUCGCUAACAAAAAUAAUUGUUCGAAUGUAAAUAAUUAUUUUUUUGAGUUACCUAUUCGUCUAUUUGCUAAAAAUGGGCGAAUGUAUUUCUCCAAAUGCUGAAUUUCGGUGUUUUAUCUUUUUCUUUUCUUUUUUUGUACGGAAAUGAGCAACGUAAA
Planococcus citri (citrus mealybug) is the source of this 4920-nucleotide messenger RNA. It is a transcript of the gene Snoo, whose product is annotated as Sno oncogene. The record is from RefSeq and is a predicted model, not a curated record. Gene Ontology annotation, cellular component: nucleus. Gene Ontology annotation, molecular function: SMAD binding; DNA-binding transcription factor activity, RNA polymerase II-specific; RNA polymerase II cis-regulatory region sequence-specific DNA binding. Lineage: Eukaryota; Metazoa; Arthropoda; Insecta; Hemiptera; Pseudococcidae. Gene Ontology annotation, biological process: negative regulation of BMP signaling pathway. The coding region runs from base 669 to 2777 and encodes 702 amino acids. The transcript has 6 exons.